Messenger RNA from Diachasma alloeum, 1170 nucleotides. RefSeq lists its product as uncharacterized. The record is from RefSeq and is a predicted model, not a curated record. Bases 1 to 1170 code for a protein of 389 amino acids. The transcript has a single exon. Lineage: Eukaryota; Metazoa; Arthropoda; Insecta; Hymenoptera; Braconidae.
AUGAAGAAAAAGGCGAAAAUCACAACAACAGCAAAGACAAGGGCGAUUGUAACCGACGCGAUAAAAACGGUCCCAUCUCCAACUGCUGCUGUAUUGCCCACACUACCAGCAUUACAACGUCAAGUACAGCGUGCACGUCGCAAGUCAGUUCCACAACUUCAAACACCGGCCAGUCGUGAGGACCUCAUACUAGACGACUAUUUCACCACAACAAUGAAAGGAGAACAAUUCCUUCUCCACGACAGCACAGGCAAAGAUCGCUUCCUAAUCUUCACAACACGCAAAAAUUUAGAAUAUCUAUCAACAAGUCAAAUGUGGUUUGCCGAUGGCACAUUUCGCAGUGUACCAGGGAUCUUUAGCCCACUGUACACACUACACGGUCAACGAACCGGCAAAAUAUUACCGCUUGUUUACAUUCUGGCCCCCAAUAAACGACAAUCCACAUAUAAAGCUAUUCUCAAAGUGUUAAAGGAAGCGGAACCACGAUUGAAUCUAGAAAUUCUGAUGAUUGAUCACGAAGAGGCCUUCAUGAAGGCAUUUAUAAAGUGCUUCCCAGAAACAACAAUUAAAGGCUGCCAUUUUCACUUCGCUCAGCGAAUGAAUUUCCAUGUAAGAGAUGUUGGAAAACGAGUACAGUAUGGCACUGACGUCGAGUUUGCGAUGGCGGUGAAGAUGAUUGUUGCACUAGCGUUCGUCAAAUUGAAAGAUGUUUUGAUGGCCUAUAAAAAGCUUAAAAAGUCUGAUUAUUUCAAAGAACAUAAGGAUGACCUCCAACCCGUUCUUGAUUACUUCGAGCCAACAUGGAUUGGGAAGAAGGGCGCACGUAAAUUUGGACCACCAAAAUUCGCCCACGAAAUAUGGAACCAUUAUGAGAGCGUCCUCAAUGAUAAUCCACGAACCAACAAUUCUGUCGAGGGCUGGCAUCAUAUUUUCAACGAAACAAUUUCACGGGCCCACACAAGCAUCGGAGAGUUCAUCAACUGCUUGAAAGCUGAGCAAAGCAGAACUGAAGUUCUCAUUGUACAAGAAGAAGCAGGUCAAACCAUCCAGAGCAAGAAACGAAAACGUUAUGCGCAAUACGACGAGCGCCUAAUAAAUAUUGUGAAAACUUAUGACGAUAUUGAAAUUGUGGAGUACCUUCGCCGUAUCGCCUAUAACAUUGUCUUAUAA